This is a messenger RNA of Mytilus californianus (California mussel), 926 nucleotides long. RefSeq names its product peptidoglycan recognition protein-like. The record is from RefSeq and is a predicted model, not a curated record. Bases 59 to 802 code for a protein of 247 amino acids. NCBI's taxonomy places the organism in Eukaryota, Metazoa, Mollusca, Bivalvia, Mytilida, Mytilidae. Gene Ontology annotation, biological process: peptidoglycan catabolic process. The transcript has 4 exons. Gene Ontology annotation, molecular function: N-acetylmuramoyl-L-alanine amidase activity; zinc ion binding.
AUUGUGUUAUGACAACUGCUAUCACGAAUUUGAUAACAAGGGCGAUAAGCAAACCAAAAUGAAAGCUGUUUCCUUAGUACUGUGUUUUGCAUUUCUUAUACUGCAAGUUGAUUCUCUAAAUAGUGACCAGGCAUGUUUAGAAAUUAAGGGACAGUGUCAGGAUGACAACAACAAAUGCCCAGGGUCUUAUUAUAGCGGUAAAUGUUCAGGAGGUGAAACCCGGAGAUGCUGUACACAGACCGCAGUUGAAAAAGACGCUGGUUACUGUAGUAACUUACAGAUAGUAUCACGUGACAGUUGGGGAGCACGUCGACCUGUUAAAGUAUCAAACAUACCAAAUCCUGUACCUUACUUUUUCAUACAUCACACUGCAGGACGAGAGUGUCACUCGUUUGUACAGUGUACAAAUCUGAUGAAAGAAAUUCAGAAUUAUCAUAUGGAUGAUCCUCAUCGACAAUAUUACGACAUAGGCUACAGUUUUCUGGUAGGACAAGAUGGUAGACUAUAUGAAGGAAGAGGAUUUCGAAGAGAAGGUGCUCACACAAAACACUAUAACACUGUUGGCCUGGCAACCUCCUUUAUUGGAAACUUCAUGGAUCAUUUGCCUAAUAAUCAAUCGCAAGCGGAAGUUAAAGCUCUGAUACAGUGUGGUGUUUAUAACAAUUAUAUUUCUAAGAAUUAUAGACUAUACGGUCAUCGUGAUAUUGGAACCACAGCCUCUCCCGGCACUGCAUUUUAUAACGUGGUUCAAAGCUGGCCGCGUUACAGUGCUCAAAAACCAUUAGAGGAUAAAAUAUUUUAAAAUUGCAACACAGAAUGAAAUAUCAUAUACUUUAAAUACAAAUCGUUUGUUGCUGAAUAUCAAACAUCGUAUGUGAUUUUCGUUUGUUGCUUGUUUUGUACAUAAAUUAGACCGCUAACUUUGA